Molecule: messenger RNA, 5439 nt
Organism: Kalmanozyma brasiliensis GHG001
Lineage: Eukaryota; Fungi; Basidiomycota; Ustilaginomycetes; Ustilaginales
Product: SNF2-related
Exons: 1
Coding region: 1-5439 (1812 amino acids)
Cellular component (GO): Swr1 complex
Molecular function (GO): histone binding; ATP hydrolysis activity; ATP binding
Source: RefSeq, a predicted model, not a curated record
AUGUCCCCUGGUGACACGGCAGCUGACCAUGCAAAGAGACAAAGCAGCGAUGUGAGCUCAGGCGCUCUGCCUCUCAGCUCGGGCGAGCAGCAGCAGCAGCGUGAUGAGCAGCGAUCCAACGACGCCGUUCCUCUCUCCACCAGUCACGUUCCUAUCUCCACCAGUCACAUGUCGGCUGAAGCGGGUCCUUCCCGAUUGCGUUCCGUCGGGGGCGAUAGGUCCUCCUCCCCUCAACAAAGCGCAACGCCGAAAGCACCGACGAAACGGAGGAGAUUGGAUGCGGAGCUCGCCUUUUCAAGCCCAGGUCCAGCGUUCCAGGUCCAGCAGCAGGAUGGGCAGGCUCAGCCGGACGACAGCAGCGAAGCAUCUGGAAGGGCGCGCCGUCCACGACGGAGCACGACUCUGGUGAAUGGAAGCAGCGAUGCAAGGCGCAGUCGACCGUCAGCGUCCGCUUCAACGCAGGAGGAAAAGAACACAAACGAUGCAGCACCUGCGCUUGAGCUUGAAGAAUCAAGCAAACGCAAUCACAGCAAAGUGGAUCCGCCAAAUGAAGUCGACGCGUUCGAUUCCACCGUCACUACAGUUGGCCCCAGUCGCUCCAGAUCCAGCAGCAAAGCGACAGCAAGACCGGAAUUCGAGCAAGAACAAGUAGAGCAAGAAGAGGUCCUUGCGCAAACACCUGUUCUCACUCGUCCCAAACCAGAGAUCACGCCUCUUACUGCGCUCGAUCCGCAAACACCCUUGCAGGACAUCCUCGAACGCAGAAGAAAGGAAAAAGUCGCGCUCGCGCAGUCCCACCUUGAGGAUGUUCACGACGGCCACGAUAUGCUCGUCAGAGAGCUCUUCCACCUCUCCAAGUUCGUGACCAUGGUCGGCUACGAUCCCGACGUCGCUCGCAACGAUCAGAGCGAUGUCUUCACCACCUUCAAAUCCUCGCAUGACCUCAGCUUCAGUCUUGACGAAGCUGGGUCCGGCGCUGGGUCAUCGACAUCGGGGCGUGUCACUCGUAGAAGAGUCAACGCGAGAUUGGAGAGUCUUUCCCUCAAACGUCCACAGCCUCCAAGUACUCCAUCGACACCCACUGAUUCAAAAGCCAAAGCGAACGGGAAGGUUCGUGCUCCAGACAGCAGCCGCGGCAGGAGGUCUUCCAGCGUCACAAAGUCGCGCGUCGAUGGAGCCCGUGCAUCAGACAGCGAAGGCAGUGGCGAAGAGAACGGAGUGGACGCAAGCGAGGAGGAGAUGGUAUUAGACGUCGACUCGGACAACCGCGGAAAGAAAGGCAAGGGGAGGGCAAAGACGACCGAUCUGAGGCGCAAGGGCUCGACCAAGCGAGCUCGACUUUCUCCAGCCACACAAAAGCGACAGCUCUCGGUGGACGAUGAGGCAUCCCUCGAUGCGCCGGCCAGGCGGCCUGGUCCUCGUAAAAGCAAAGCGCUGGAUGAGCUCGAUGCUUUCAUUCUGCGACAGCGUCCUCGCCCACUGCCCGACCAUCCACCACCACUGCACAUUCUCGCUCCACACCAAGUGCCUGCGCUUCGACGCUUUGGCGGCAACAUGGAGGCAUUGCUGGACUCGUUCGACUUGUUGCAUGAUGGCGAACCAAACGUCGAGGACGACGACCUGCAAGCAUAUAUCAAGCUCGAUGAGAGAUGGCGAGUUGGUCUGCCCAUCCAUCCCGAAGCCGGCUCGACGACACGCCACGUCGCUCACAAGGCGCCUCGCACCAAAUCGCACCACGAUCAUCUCAUGGAGACCGUCGCGGCCAGCUACAGCCAGAUGCGCCAAUAUGCUCGCCUCAAGCAGCAAGGCUCUCGCAAGGUGGCUCGCAUAGUCGCACAGCACUGGGAACGCCAGCUCGGAACCUCGGAUCGAGAGAAGAAGGCUGAGGAGAGAAGGACCCGAGCAUUGGCCAAGUGGACAUUGCGUGAAGUGCUCAAGCAGUGGAGACUGGCCGUCAAUGUCGUGCGAGCGAGAAAAGCGGCAGCCGAAAAGGCCGAAAAGGAGAAGCUGGACAAAGAGCAGCUCAACGCGAUCCUCGAACAGAGCACAGCCAUGCUCAAGAAGCAGCACACCGCAAUGACGCGCGCCGACAGUCUUAUGGACAGCGAGGAGGAGAGCGAUAGAACCAGCUACGGCAGCGACGAAAGCGUAGGGGCGGACGACUCCGACCUCGAGGUUGAUGUCGAAGAGCAGGAGGUCGAUGUCAGCGAGGCUGAAGAGGAGCAUGGCACCGAAUCGGUUCUCGAGACGUCGACACCGGUGACGCGAGAUCAAUCAAUCAUCUCCACACCUGCUCCCGAUGACACUGCAGACGAGGAGGCGAGCAAGCCCAACGAUGCAGUCACGGCGAAUGGCCGCGCCUUCAGUUCUGCCGAACCUCGAUCCUCUCGAAGUCAACGUCGAAGCGCCCGCGCUGUUACUGGCGCAUCGUUCAAGGCGAAAGACGCCAAGCUGGAUGCGGACGACGUCGAGUUUGAUCUCGCUGCCGAUGAUGGCGAACAGGAGGACGCCGAUCUCGAGCGUCAGAUGUGGGAGGAGGACGAGGAGGACGACAGCGAGGAUGCAGGGCUCGAAGCGGAUGCCAAUAUACCCAUCGAAGAGCUGAUGAAGCGGUACGGAUACGGACAGAUCGCGGAUGAAGGAGAGGAAGAUGACGCAGCCGGUGACGAUGUCGCCAGCGAUGCAGGGGAUGCUGCAGCCGACGUCACGGCGAAGACCGAGGAUGCAGAGGACGAAAGCAGGCAUGUUGUCGAGGCAAAUGGCGUUUCAGAUGAGGAGAUGGAGCUCGACGAACGCGACACCUCGAAAGCGGACGCCCUACUCGAUCAGGACCUCAGCGAUACAGAGUCAGCCGCCACCAGCGGUCGUCGCAGCAGUCGUCGCUCGAUGACGCGUGCGUCGUCCAUCGUUUCUUCUGAUCGACUCGCCGCUCGGUCGCGUCAGCCCUUCCUGCUUCGUGGUCAGCUGCGCCCCUACCAGCAGAUUGGCUUCGAAUGGCUGGCCAGCCUGUACGCCAACGGCGUCAACGGUAUCCUCGCCGACGAGAUGGGUCUCGGCAAGACCAUACAGACCAUCUCGGUACUCGCUCACCUCGCCUGCGACAAGGGCGUCUGGGGUCCGCAUCUCGUCGUCGCCCCGACCAGUGUCAUGCUCAAUUGGGAGGUCGAAUUUAAGAGGUUUCUGCCGGGCUUCAAGAUCCUAUCGUACUACGGCAGUCAGAAGGAGCGCAAGGAGAAGCGUAUCGGCUGGAACACGGAGAACAGCUUCAACGUCUGCAUCACGAGCUACCAGUUGGUGCUAGCGGAUCAACACAUCUUCCGACGUAAGCCAUGGGUCUACCUUGUGCUGGACGAGGCGCAUCACAUCAAGAACUUCCGAUCGCAACGAUGGCAGACUCUGCUCGGGUUCAAUUCGCAGCGUCGCCUGCUGUUGACCGGCACGCCGCUGCAGAACAACCUGAUGGACCUAUGGUCGCUCAUGUACUUCCUCAUGCCACACGGCGCCACGGAGCUCCCCGGCGGGGGAGCAUUCGCAAACAUGAAGGACUUCCAAGACUGGUUCUCCAAUCCGCUCGACAAGGCCAUCGAAGGCGGCACGUCCAUGUCCGAGGAAACGCGCGAGAUGGUCCAAAAACUUCACGCCGUCCUCCGCCCCUACCUCCUGCGUCGCCUCAAAAGCGAAGUCGAAAAGGAGCUCCCCAGCAAGUACGAGCACGUCAUUACCUGUCGCUUGUCCAAACGUCAGCGGUUCCUCUACAACGACUUCAUGUCUCGCGCCAAGACUCGAGAGAGUCUGGCGAGCGGCAACUACCUCAGCAUCAUCAACUGUCUGAUGCAGCUGCGCAAGGUGUGCAACCACCCAGACCUGUUCGAAGUGCGACCGAUCGUGACGAGUUUCGCCAUGUCGCGGUCGGUGGUGGCGGACUACGAGGUCAAGGAUCUGCUCGUGCGCCGACGACUGCUUCAGGACGAUCUCUGGGACAAGGUGAAUCUGGACGUGACCAACUUCAGGAUCACAGAUCGAGAGGAGCAUCUGACGGCAAUCGAGUCGCGCGACCUGCGCAAGUUGAACGCGGCCAAGAAGCUACCUUAUUUCAAGGACGAAAUCCCUGAAGCGUCGGCGCUGGACACGUGGACGCUCGAAGGAUUCGAGCGCACGCGUAAGCAGCGCAAGCUGGUGGGCGAGAUGGAAUCGUGGAAGCACAAGGCGUAUCUCAACCAGUAUCGAUGCACCAAAAAGCCGAUCUAUGGCUCGGGGCUGAUCAGUAUCUUGCGCAAGGCAGGCGAGGCGACGCGCCUGGAACCGCUGGAACAGCACGAUUCGGAUCGCAAGAACUUCCUCGGUCGAUGCGAUAACCUUUUGCGCAUCGUCCAGUCCCGUUCGACGCGGCUGGAGAACAUGCAACCUGUCAUCGACCGGUUUGCCUUUGUCACGCCGCGCGCUGUCGCAACCGACCUUCCUCGAUGGGCACUGCCCGGCAUCGAACCCCACCAACACCCAUCGCUCCUCGAGCCGGCCUUUGACACACUCCAUCCGGUCGCAGUGAAGCUCCACAUCGCCUUCCCCGACGCCUCGCUCCUCCAGUACGACUGUGGCAAGCUGCAGCAGCUGGACAUCCUCAUGCGUCGCCUCAAAGCGGGCGGGCACCGCAUCCUCAUCUUCACGCAGAUGACGCGCGUGCUAGACAUUCUUGAAUCCUUCCUCAACUACCACGGCUAUCGCUACCUCCGACUGGAUGGCGCGACGAAAGUGGAACAACGACAGGCGUUAACCGAAAAAUUCAAUCGGGAUCUGCGCAUCAGUGCCUUCAUCCUGUCGACCCGUUCGGGUGGGUUGGGGAUCAACCUCACGGGAGCCGACACGGUGUUGUUCUACGAUCUGGACUGGAACGCGGCGAUCGAAGCGCAGUGUAUGGAUCGCGCGCAUCGCAUCGGUCAGACGCGCGACGUGCACAUCUAUCGCUUCGUCACGGAAAGCACCAUUGAGGAGAACAUGCUCAGGAAGGCGAAUCAGAAGAGGUUGUUGGACAGCGUGGUGAUCCAGCAGGGUGAGUUUAAUACCGAGACGCUGGCGAAGCGGCUGGAUUGGCGGGAUAUGCUGGAUGAAGGAGGAAAAAUCGCGGGAGUCGAGGUGGUGGAGGGCGAAGGCGGGGUGAGUGGACGGGAGGUGGAGAGAGCAUUUUUGGAGGCGGAGGAUGAGGAGGAUAGGACGGCUGCGGUCAAGGCCAGGGAGGAGAUGUUCGUUGAUGAGGAGGAGUUUGACGAGCAACAGCAGGGGAGGAAGGAGACUGAGGAGACACCUGUGCCUGGUGGCGGUGUGGCUGAAGAGGUGGCCGACGAAGCGCAGGGAGGGGAGGAGGAGGAGGACGAGGACGAGGGAGGCACCAUCGACGAUUACAUGCUCGCCUUCGUCGAGCGCGAGUGGGAGUUCUUCGCAUGA